AUGGGAAGAAAGCUGCGACACGUGCUGAUUUUCCUUCUCAUCAUCCUGAAGGAGCCCAACAUGCCAGAAGCUGCCGACUGCAGCUGCGCACCAUCAUCAGCCUGCAGGUGCCCUGGUAUGGGCCUCACAAGCAUCCCGCAGAACCUCCCAACAUCCAUAGUCGAAUUAUUGCACCUGCAAAACAACCGGAUAAGAAUGAUUCACGCAGGCACAUUUGCAAAUCUACUCAAACUGCACGAGUUGGGCUUGGGCCACAAUCAGAUAGAAAUGAUUCAAGAAGAUUUAUUUCAAAACCUACCCAGACUACAAAAAUUAGACCUGUCCAACAACCAGUUAACAAUGAUUCAGACACGUACAUUUUACAAUCUGCCUCACCUGUUCCGGUUGAAACUGGAAGGUAACCAGAUAACAGUGAUUCAGAUGGGUACAUUUCACAAUCUAGCGGAUCUGCAGACUCUGUAUCUGUCCCAAAACCAGAUAACAAUGAUUCAGAGGAAUACAUUUCAAAAUCUAGCGAAUCUGCAAACUCUGCGUCUGUCCCAAAACCAGAUAACGAUGAUUCGGACGGAUGCGGAAACAACACCAAAAUCUGCAGGAAUAUCCAGUAGUCAUAAUCAGACAGAGCAAGAUCAGUCUCAUUACUCUCAUACCAUCACUGAAUCCAACAGAAAAACCACAUGUGCCGUAGUGACCAGUGGUCAUGAUCACCCGUAUGAAGAUGUUGACAACCAUCAUGUAAAGACAGGGCAGGGGCAGUCUCAGGUCAUUACUGAAUCCAAUAAGAAAACCGCCGCUAUAGUAAUGACCAGUAGUGAUGUUGAGACAGGGCAGGCUUGA
Messenger RNA from Branchiostoma belcheri (Belcher's lancelet), 837 nucleotides. Its product is annotated as leucine-rich repeat-containing protein 15-like. The transcript has 5 exons. Lineage: Eukaryota; Metazoa; Chordata; Leptocardii; Amphioxiformes; Branchiostomatidae. The record is from RefSeq and is a predicted model, not a curated record. Bases 1 to 837 code for a protein of 278 amino acids. Gene Ontology annotation, molecular function: protein binding.